CGCAUCGAUGUCGUGAUGAACGGGCCGGAUACCCGUCUCCUGUUUAUAUACUGGGCCGGUCGUGGAAGACAAUGUCCUCCUUGUGCGCAGAUGAGUCGGCAGCCUCCACUUUUCCUUAUCUCUUGAUCUUUGUGGCUCAUUAUCACGCUCUCGGUCCCUCGCCGACAUGGCUACCGAGAAGACAGUUGGCGACACGUUCACGUCCCCAAUCUCACCAUCCCCGUCCGACGACGACAUCCAGUCUGCUACGGAGACUGCGUUUGACGAGAAGCUCGAGAAACGAGUCCGACGCAAGAUCGACUUCUGGCUGGUUGGCUUCUACUCGGCAGUUUACAUCUUCCGAGUCAUCGACUCCUCCAACUAUUCCAAUGCAGCAAUCAUCAACCUCGAACAUGGCACGGGAAUCAAGAAAGAACUACAUCUCUCACCGGGCAUGUGGUCAUGGACACUUUCCAUCUUCUCAUACAGCUAUCUGAUCUUCGAGCCGACCAACACUCUUCUUCUCAAGACGUUCCGACCUUCAAGAUGGAUGUUCGUCCUGAUCCUCGCCUGGGGUAUCUGCGCCUGUUCAGCCGCUGCAGCCCAAAGCUUCCAAGGCAUGAUGUGUGUCCGGUUUGCCAUUGGCAUGGCCGAAGCCGGAUUCUACCCGGCGGUUCUUUACCACAUGGACUUCUUCUAUUUACCUCAGGAGCUCCCCUGGCGCAUUGCACUAUUCUACUCGGUCGGGCAGCUUUCAAGUGCCCUGAGCGGACUGCUAGCCUUCGGGAUCAGUUUCAUGGACGGCCUAGGCAAUCUCGCCGGAUGGAGAUGGUUGUUCCUACUCGAGGGUCUGCCCGCCAUUAUCCUCGCUUUCGUCGCUCUCUUCUGGCUCCCAGACUAUCCCGAGACAGCCCGUAUGCUUGACGAAGACGAACGAGCUUUCAUGGCAAAGAGGCUAGCGGACACCGCUCCAACCGGGAAGAAGGGACACUGGGACUGGGCCUCCCUGAAGACCUUGCUCGUCGACCCCAGCGUCUAUACAUUCACAAUCUACUGGCUCGCCCACGGGAUCGGCGGCUUUGGCAUCUCAUACGCUUUGCCGACAGUUAUAUACCAACUAGGCUUUACGACCACGGCAAAGUCGCAGCUCAUGAACAUCCCUCCUUACGUUACCUGCUUCAUCCUGCUCAACACCCUCGGCCACAUGCUGCACAAGAAAUGGAUCAGACCAUGGACAACAGCCGUCUCGAUCGAAGCAACCACGAUAAUAUGCUACAUCAUCCUGAUCACCGUCCACAGCCCCGUUGUCAAAUACCUGGCGCUGAUCGUGGCGGUCUCUUGCGCCGGCUCCGCAUACCCGGUCAUAUGGCCGGAACGCAUCCGCGCUCUCGAAGGCACCACGGUCGCCGCGGGCGUUGGCAUCGGCUGGACGAACGCCAUGGCUCAAUUCGGCGGCAUCGUCGGGCCCCAUGUCUACAGCACCGUGUUCGGGCCGACAUAUCGUGUAUCGUAUGUGAUUUGUCUGUGCUUUCUCAUCGUGUCCAUCACGUCGAUCCUGUUGUCGUGGCUUUUCGUUCGGCGCAAAGAUAGAGAUCGGAAGCGAAGAGGGGGUGCAAGUCGAGCAACGCUGCCCAUCCAAUGAGCCCUGGUAGGCCCUGGCAGCCGAGGCUGACGUGUUGUGUUGUGUUGUGUUGUGUAGUUAGACUAUCCUGGAGGGUGUCUAGACAUGACCUAGAAGACGGUGUCGUAUAGAAGAUAAGUAGAUCAUUGUGCAGAGAGUACUAGUACUGUCUAGAAGCAAUCGGAUAAGCCUAAGCCUGUCUGUGUCUGUGACCAUGACAGGCACAAGGCUGAGGCUGCAG
Messenger RNA from Exophiala xenobiotica, 1841 nucleotides. RefSeq lists its product as uncharacterized. Gene Ontology annotation, molecular function: transmembrane transporter activity. Bases 167 to 1621 code for a protein of 484 amino acids. Gene Ontology annotation, cellular component: membrane. NCBI's taxonomy places the organism in Eukaryota, Fungi, Ascomycota, Eurotiomycetes, Chaetothyriales, Herpotrichiellaceae. The transcript has 3 exons. The record is from RefSeq and is a predicted model, not a curated record. Gene Ontology annotation, biological process: transmembrane transport.